This is a messenger RNA of Fusarium oxysporum Fo47, 1302 nucleotides long. Its product is annotated as Zn(II)2Cys6 transcription factor. Gene Ontology annotation, cellular component: nucleus. The record is from RefSeq and is a predicted model, not a curated record. NCBI's taxonomy places the organism in Eukaryota, Fungi, Ascomycota, Sordariomycetes, Hypocreales, Nectriaceae. Gene Ontology annotation, biological process: regulation of DNA-templated transcription; DNA-templated transcription. The transcript is spliced from 4 exons. Gene Ontology annotation, molecular function: DNA-binding transcription factor activity, RNA polymerase II-specific; zinc ion binding; DNA binding. The coding region runs from base 1 to 1302 and encodes 433 amino acids.
AUGAAAGCAACGUCUUGUCUUCAAUGUAGAGAGGCCAAGAGGCGGUGUGUAAAGCGGACCAUCGAUUCGCCAUGCAACACCUGUCAGCGCAAGAAUCUAGCCUGCUCCUCGCACAUCAGCUCACAUUCUACAUCUGCCUCCAAAGAAACCCACGAAUCACUCCCAGAGUUGACCGCUGAGUUGGCUAUCGAGUUUGUGGAGUCUUAUCUGACGCAUCUUGACGGCCUGCCCCAUAGUAUCUUUCACCAAGAAACACUUCGAAGACAAGUUCGUGACAAAGAAAUUGGAGAUGCCUUGCUCUAUUCUAUAUGUGCUCUUGGCUCAAAGUUCUCCUCAAAGUCUGAGCACCGCGCCUUGGAGGAUCCGUUGACGAAGGAGGCAAAGAGGCUGGUGCAAGCAGAUCUUGAGAAUGUGUGCAUUGAAAAUGUGCAGACAUGUAUUCUUUUGUCACUUCUUAGUGCUGGGAACUGCCAUACUUCUUCAGAGACACUGUUCCUUCGAAUUGCAAUUGGUAUGGCUGAGGUUCUUCAGCUUAACUUUUCGGCGGAUGACCCAAGUAUCCACUUUGGUCAUAUUCAAGGCGUGAACCGUGCUAUGGCCAAGGGAGACAUGGUACCGAAGGUCAAAUGUAAUGCCAUCAAACUCAUCGGCCAGAAGCUCGAAUCAUGGAGGACCGACCUGCCAGAGAAUAUGCAGAUGACAAUACAAAAUAUUUACUGCCACCAGCAGAGCGAUCUAGGAGGACAUUUCAUCGCUCUUCAUCUGGUAUUCCACCACCUCUCCGCACUGGUAUACUUCAACUCUCUCGAGACCAAAGAGCCAUCAUACAUGGGACAAGAAGAUCAUGUAGCACUGUGUAAAUCCCACGCUUCGUCUUUCAGCAGUUUAUUACACAUCUCCCGACAGAUGAGUGGAUGUCAGCAGAACUAUCCGACUGUUGGACACAUGACUACCGUAGCGUCUGCUGUUCUUCUACACACGCUUUUGUUAGGCGAGCCGGAGGAUAUCCCAAAAGCGCGACAAGAAUUAAACACGAAUUUCGAAGCGUUGAUUGAACUUCGACAGUACUGGCCAGCAACAGAAGCAAUGACAUGCCUGUUGUCAACGGAAAGUCACAAGUUGGAUGGAUGGAUGGUAAGGUUCUUGCAGGAACAUUCUCUUGGGCUGCUGAAGAGGACAUUGCCCAUCAUACCGCAAACACUGGAUAUUGAGUCAGAAGAUUUCGUAACGAGGACGAAUGAGUUAUUGCAGGAAGGUCGAUACACCGACUUUGACCUGUUCAAUCAACCGCAGAGCUUCUGA